UGCCUUAUAAGUCGCUGAUUGACGGCGGGUUUCAACACGCCCUCUCACCCGUUGCAUAUUGUAGUCAGCAGAUGUCUCCCAUUCCCCUAGCAUUAGCUUAGCAACAAGCUCUUAGUAGGUCUCCCAGGUCUCACAGUAGAUCUCAGGUCCUCCUGCCUUUACCCGCCGGUCGUUUUUCCACGACCUGAGAUCCCUCCCGCUGCCACCAUACCGCACGGGGCUGCCAAGGCUGCGGCAGCUCGGGCCCCCAUAUAAGCUGGCCCAGCUCGGCAGAGGGCAUACUUCUGGUGCUCGGCAGCAGUGCACAGAGCUCAACAUGAACGCCAAGCUGGUGUUGGUCGUGCUGGCCGCCCUGGUGGCGCUCGCUACGGCUUCCGGGCCGUACCCGCGCUACGGCUACCGGCACUACGGCUACGGCCACCCUGGCUACGGCUACCCGCACGCGCGCUACGGCCGCUCCCUGCGCUACCACGGCUACCCCGGCUACCACGGAUACGGCUAUGGCUACCAUGGUUACGGAUAUCCUGGAUAUCGUGGAUAUGGCUACCAUCACUAAAUGCAACGGCCAAUUGUCUUAUUGGGCCAGAUGCUGGAUCAAACGGAUUUCGAACUGCGCUGCUGUCUUGUCUUGUCUUUGUCGAAUACAUAUUUCAGCAGAAAG
Amphibalanus amphitrite is the source of this 661-nucleotide messenger RNA. RefSeq names its product prisilkin-39-like. The transcript is spliced from 2 exons. Lineage: Eukaryota; Metazoa; Arthropoda; Thecostraca; Balanomorpha; Balanidae. The coding region runs from base 317 to 556 and encodes 79 amino acids. The record is from RefSeq and is a predicted model, not a curated record.